This is a messenger RNA of Puntigrus tetrazona (Sumatra barb), 1513 nucleotides long. Its product is annotated as interferon-induced protein 44-like. Bases 248 to 1081 code for a protein of 277 amino acids. Gene Ontology annotation, molecular function: GTP binding. The record is from RefSeq and is a predicted model, not a curated record. The transcript has 7 exons. Lineage: Eukaryota; Metazoa; Chordata; Actinopteri; Cypriniformes; Cyprinidae.
UUAUUUGAUAUCUGUUAUACUAUUAAAAGAAAUGUGUUAAUAAUUUAAACAUGUAAAUAAUGUACUAAUUAUUGUUACUGUUAUUGCUGUACUGUUACAAAUAUUGUUUGUAAAACUGAAAGUGAAAAUAAUCAGGGACUAUGCUGAAAGCAUCCAGGCUGGGCUGCCGGCAGACUGAGGAAUAAUUCACUGUGCUAUAAGAAGAGCAAAAAAAAAUAGAAGUGGAUCUUUAUCAUCGUCGGAUCAAAUGGCAAGCCAAGAAUAUGAAGAAUCGAGGAAGACAUUUGCCUGGGGACAGAAGGAAGCACUGAAGAAACGUCUAGAAGAGUUCUCUGUGAGUCAUCCAGAUGUAAAGCACAUCAGGAUCCUGUUAGCUGGACAAACCGGAGCAGGGAAGUCUAGUUUUAUUAAUUCUGUCAACAACGUCUUCCAAGGACGGAUGACAAGUGAAGCACUAGUGGAUUCAAAUGACUUGUGCUUCACAAAGAGACUUAAGUCACACAGAGUCAGAGGUGCAGGUGGUGAUCUGCCAUUUGUAUUGAUUGACACAAUGGGUUUAGAACCUUGUGUAUUGGAGGGGCCUUAUCCAGAAGAUAUCAUCCAAGCCAUAUACGGACAUGUGAAGGAAAACUACAAAUUUAACCCAGAUGAGCCACUCAGUCACAGGAGUAAAGAUUACAUCAGUGACCCUUUACUCUCUGAACAGGCUUUUUGCCUGGUUUACAUUGUGGAUGCACCUACAAUCCAAUAUAUAGAUGAGCGACUUACGGACAAAUUGAAGAUCAUCCGUCAGAGAAUCGGUUCUAAAAGGAUCCCUCUAAUGAUCGUCAUGACUAAAGUGGAUGAAGCAUGUCCACUGGUAAACGCUGACCUAAGGAAGUUAUACACCAGCGAGAAGAUCAGAAAGAUGAAGAUCUGUUGCGCCGAGAGGAUUGGGGUGCCAAUAAGCUCCAUCUAUCCAGUGAAGAACUACCAUGAUGAGAUUGAAGUAGACGAUGAUGUUGAUGUUCUGAUUCUUAAUGCAUUUGAGCAAAUUGUGAACUCUGCUAAUGACAGACUAAGGGAAGAAGCUUAUGAAUAAUGUAAAUGAACACAGUAAUAUUGCUCAAUGCUCAAUGAACGACACCUGGAAUGCACAUUUAUGACAGUUAUUAACUACUAAGUAUAAAUGUACAAAACUCCCUGUUACAUGUAAUAGCAAAUCAUAACUGCCUCUUUGACGCAUACACACAAAAACAGAAUCAUUUUCACAGCUAUCACAGCUCAUUACAACAAAGUAUUACAGUUUUUUUACGCUUUUAAAGUUUUUAUAUUUUUUUUUUAUAUGGUUUUGCUAUUAGUCUGUUAUGUUAAGUAAUGCUAUAUAUCACUGUUAUUCCAUAGUAAUCUAAUAAUCACAUACUUGACCAGUCUUCUUCUUCUUCUUCUUUAGAUUCAUUGAAUAGCAUGUGUGCAAGGCUCCAAUACAACUAUAAAGCAAUUAUAUAAUCACUAAUAAAUCGUUCAAUGAGUA